AUGAGAAGAAGCAUCUGUGUGCACCACGUGACCACACUUUCUCUGAUGCUCUCUGCUUUGACACAUGUUACCUUUUCAGCACUUAUCAAAUCACGCAACCUUUUUACCUGGCCUAAGCCCCCAUGCAAAAUGUAUUACCCAAUAGAUCCUGCGUAUGAAGCAAACUGUCCAGAUGUGGUAGCACUGGUUUGUGCUACAAAUGGCUUAACCUACAAGAAUGAAUGUUUCUUUUGUAUUGAUCGGUGGGAAUUUGGUCCUCAUAUUGGGUUUGUCAAAUAUGGAAAGUGUCCCUAG
Molecule: messenger RNA, 294 nt
Organism: Cricetulus griseus (Chinese hamster)
Lineage: Eukaryota; Metazoa; Chordata; Mammalia; Rodentia; Cricetidae
Source: RefSeq, a predicted model, not a curated record